Messenger RNA from Leptinotarsa decemlineata (Colorado potato beetle), 1042 nucleotides. RefSeq names its product lysosomal acid phosphatase. Gene Ontology annotation, molecular function: phosphatase activity. The record is from RefSeq and is a predicted model, not a curated record. Gene Ontology annotation, biological process: dephosphorylation. NCBI's taxonomy places the organism in Eukaryota, Metazoa, Arthropoda, Insecta, Coleoptera, Chrysomelidae.
AUUACCAUUCAAACGUAAUGGCAGAACGAAACCAGUAGCAAUGGUGAUUGGAUGUUUGAUAGUUAUUUGUGUCACCUCACCAAUUUUUGGGUCAGCGACUCUUAUCUCUGUCAUUCAGGUGUUCCGGCAUGGUCAAAGAACUCCAACAGAACACUAUCCCAAUGAUCCUUAUUCAGAUCCUCUCAAUUGGCCUGUGGCUCCUGGACAGUUGACGAAUGUAGGCAAAGAACAACUCUACAACCUCGGCAAAUUCACAAGGGAGAGAUACAAGGAAGCAUUACCAGUUGCUUACUCCCCUGACUUCAUCCACGCCGAAACCACAGAAUUUGACAGAACGCACAUGUCAGCUCAGUGCUAUCUCCAGGGGCUAUUUCCGCCAACAAUAAAGGAAUUAUGGAAUCCACGUAUUUUCUGGAGUCCCAUUCCCGUUCAUCCCACAAAAGUGGUCACCACCUUUCAACCAUGCGCUCAAAGAAGUAAAGAACACGACAGAGUGUUGAACGAGGAACCUUACUUCAAAAACAUCGAUGCGACCUAUGCCAGUACUUACGAGUAUCUCAGCGAACAUGCUGGAUUGAACCAGACCACAUUAUCUGACAGUUUUUUCAUAUAUGAUACCCUUUUCAUUGAGAAUGAAUUUGGUUUCGUUGCACCUCCGUGGACCGAACGAAUUUUUCCAGAACCCCUUAAGACUCUGGUGGAAUAUUAUCUAGAAGUUGAUGGUUUCAAUGAGAAACUACAGCGUCUGAGUGCUGGACCAUUCCUCAACGAGGUAAUAGAACACUUUGAAAAAAUGGAGCAAGAUCCCACAAGUGCAAAGUUCUUUCGUGUGUAUAGCGCCCAUGAUAUCACCAUCGUAGAAAUUCUUUCAGCUCUGGGGGCGUUCCAACCACACUUUCCCUAUUUUGCCAGCACGAUAUACUUCGAAUUGCGGAAAACUUCCGAAGAAUCCUAUGUCAAUAUUUAUUACAAGCAGAAGGAUACCAUUCAGGAAAUAACUCCGUCAGGAUGUUCGAAGUUCAACUGUCCUAUUUUUCUCUGA